Messenger RNA from Exserohilum turcica Et28A, 717 nucleotides. RefSeq lists its product as uncharacterized. Lineage: Eukaryota; Fungi; Ascomycota; Dothideomycetes; Pleosporales; Pleosporaceae. The annotation marks the transcript as partial. The record is from RefSeq and is a predicted model, not a curated record. The transcript has a single exon.
AUGCAACCACCGACUUCGCCACGCCUGCCCGGCGUCCCGCUUCUCGCUCUGGACGCCACGGGAUCGGAAUAUUCGCGCUGGAAACGCAGCGUCAGGUUUGCUCUGGCUCAAAAGGAUACUUGGAAAUACUGUAAUGGCGCCUGUCCCAUGCCCAUGCCCAAGGAACGGUCGGCUUCAGCUUCAUGCGAAGAAGAGAUCAACGACCCGCAGCCCACUCUGCUGGGCGAGCGCCGAGCGUGGAUGCGGCAGGACCGCGAGGUCAAGCUUGACAUUUUCCUCUCCCUGGCCGAGGAAGUAAUGGAGGAUUUGUUCGACGUUGGCCAACCGCUUCCUCCAACGAAAUACACGGCAAAGCAGAUACUGGAAGCACUGGACGAACGGUUUCUUGUGUUUGAGUUUGAGGGCUACCACCAUGCGUUUUGCCACUUCUUGAAUCUGCACCUGGAUCAGUUUGCGAGCCUCGAGGACUUCAACAUCGAGUUUAUGACGGUACUGGAGGACCUGCUCGACUAUGGCCAGCCGCUUUCCAAUGCCCAGGCGUGCAGCGCGUACUUUUCCAAGCUACGGUGCACAGAAAACCCGUGGGUUGCCAAGAAAAUUUCAGAGUGGGAUGCAAAGUCGUCGGCAUUCCUGAUUCGCGACAUUAUGGAUGAAGCUGUGCUUUAUUCGAAUGCCAAUCCACUUGCGAGUAUGGCGCCACAGAACUGUCACGUGAAG